This is a messenger RNA of Harmonia axyridis, 413 nucleotides long. Its product is annotated as histone H4. Lineage: Eukaryota; Metazoa; Arthropoda; Insecta; Coleoptera; Coccinellidae. The record is from RefSeq and is a predicted model, not a curated record. Gene Ontology annotation, cellular component: nucleosome. Gene Ontology annotation, biological process: nucleosome assembly. Bases 56 to 367 code for a protein of 103 amino acids. Gene Ontology annotation, molecular function: protein heterodimerization activity; DNA binding; structural constituent of chromatin. The transcript has a single exon.
UAUUUUACGGUAAAACCUUUAGUUAAUUCUUGUUAUUGUAAUCGUUAACGGAAAAAUGACUGGCAGAGGCAAAGGUGGUAAGGGUUUGGGAAAAGGUGGCGCUAAGCGUCACAGGAAAGUUCUACGAGACAAUAUCCAAGGAAUCACGAAGCCCGCUAUCAGAAGAUUGGCCCGCCGCGGAGGGGUGAAACGUAUCUCUGGUUUGAUUUACGAAGAAACUAGAGGUGUACUUAAGGUAUUCCUAGAAAACGUUAUUAGAGACGCUGUAACUUACACCGAACACGCAAAAAGGAAGACUGUAACAGCAAUGGACGUCGUAUAUGCUUUGAAACGCCAAGGUCGUACGUUGUACGGUUUCGGAGGUUAAAUUUCACCAUCGAAAUAUUGCUAUCGGUCCUUUUCAGGACCACAAA